Molecule: messenger RNA, 1152 nt
Organism: Hyla sarda
Lineage: Eukaryota; Metazoa; Chordata; Amphibia; Anura; Hylidae
Gene: FAAP24
Product: FA core complex associated protein 24
Exons: 5
Coding region: 153-833 (226 amino acids)
Biological process (GO): interstrand cross-link repair
Cellular component (GO): Fanconi anaemia nuclear complex
Molecular function (GO): chromatin binding
Source: RefSeq, a predicted model, not a curated record
GCAUUGUGACGGAGGAAAAGUUUCUGGAAGUAAACUAAUGGUUGUGGAGAGGAAAAGCCCACCCCUUAACGUGAGACGAUACACUGAUUGGCUGAUUUACGGAGAGUGACAGUUUUGUGUCCAAUCAGCUUUAAGAUAUUGGCGGUUGUUUGAUGAGCGGCGGUGUGCUGGGAUGUGAUUCGAUGUCAGCAACCCAGAACACGCCAGUCAGGGCUGGAGCCUCCGCCGUGCCCUAUGGGCACAUCAUUGGGAGCGAAAAAUGGAGAGGAACUGAACUGGCACAAUUGUUACAAGGGAAGGUAAAGCUGGUGUUUGAAGAUGGCUUAGGACUAGUAGACUUUCAUCUGUCGAAUCGAGCCUGUGUCCUGUAUAUAUCAGAGAGUGAUCUGGUUUCAGGAAAUGCUUUUAAAAGAAGACUUGUCCGUUUCCGUAAGGCAUGCAACUUGAAGGGCAUUGUUCUAGUCGAGAGGACACGGCUCAGUGACCAGUACUUUCCUCCUGUGCAGAACUUUGUAGUGCUAGAACUCGGCAUGGCAUUACUCCCUGUUACCAGUCAGAGUGAAGCAGCUCAGCUUAUAUUUCAUUUAGUACAGGAGCGAAGCCGAGAAGGGGGCAGCAACCCUUUCAUUGGAAAGAAGCGCUGCCAUCUUUCUGAAGCCAGUAUUCUACAGACUGUACAGAAGAUACCAGGGGUGGGACAGGUGAAGGGUCUUCAGCUUCUUCAGUAUUUUCCCAGCAUCCAGCAACUCUCCAACGCCUCUCUCACAGACUUGGAGGCCGUGGUGGGAAGAGGAAUCGCCAACAACAUCUAUUCUUUCUUUACACAAAACUGAUGCAGCCAUUGCAGCACACAAUCUUCUUCUUUCUGUAUAAAGAACUCAAGCUGGAACAAUAUCUGCAUACGAAGGGAAAAACUUCCAAGUCUUUAUUGGAUCUGCACUGAACGCAGCACCUCUACCUUUGCUGUAUUGCAGUUAACAGUGCUGUGGUUCAUAGUGUAUUUGUUCCUAGCAUUGUGAAUGCAAUGGUAUCUGCACCAGUCUGUCUCCUGGCCUUUACUGAAGUUCAUGCUAAGGCCAGGGGUAACACUUUCCUAAGGCUGCUUUUCACACUAUAAAAUUCAUCCGUUUUAAAGAUCUGUUUAAUGUUCCU